CUUUUUCGAAUUGUUCCGGAUUGCUCUGGUUUCCAAUUUUGCUAGCUUAGUUUCAAGUUUCAACUUUCAGGCUGUUAUAUGUAAAAAUUAAUACUAUUAAUGAGUGCCGCGGUCAUAUUAAUUGUUGAUUGAUUCCUGACAAUUUCCUGUGUUGAUAUGCACUGCGGAAGCACUGCCAAACUUGUUUCUAAAUUCUAAAUGAUCUAAUACAGUACCAAUUGGCAGUUUGCGACUCUCAACGAACCAGAAUGGCGAGAUCCGGAGAUGUUUCCCACAUGACCGAUGAGAUGGCGCGAAGUUAUCGCGUCGCCAAAGUUUUUCGCGACAAUACGGACUCGAUUAAUGGAAUGGAUUUUUCGCCACAUGGUGAUGUAUUUGUAACGAGCUCCGUGGAUGAAUCUCUCACCGUAUACGAUGUCGAGAAGCCAGGAAUAAAAGCCACCGUCAACAGUAAAAAAUAUGGCGUGGAGAAUGUUACGUUUACUCGCAAUAACAAUCUCGUGGUGCAUGGAUCCACCAAGGUUGACAACGCUAUCCGAUUGUUAUCCCUCAAAGACAACAAGUAUCUGCGAUAUUUCCCGGGACAUACCGAAACGGUAACGACAAUUGCGACACAUCCGACCGAAGACCAGUUUUUAUCCGGAUCAAUGGACGGCACGGUGCGUCUCUGGGAUUUCAACAUGUCCAAUUCGUGGGCCAGCAUCCCCUUCGGCACGGGUCGACCGGUGGCUAAUUAUGAUCCCGAAGGUCUAGUUAUGGCGAUUGGUGUGGGAUCCGAGGAGAUCAAACUGUUUGAUAUCAGGAAAAUUGGCGCGCCGUUCAACACGCUUAAACCCAGGGUACAGAAUGCUGCUCAAUGGACCUCUCUGAAGUUCAGUCCUAACGGCACGUACAUGUUGAUUGGAACGAACGGAAGUGCUUGUUAUGUUGUUGAUGCUUUUCUUGGAUCUCUUGUUACGACAUUUGGGGGUUAUCAAAACACAUCUAAUGGAAAAAGUGUCUCCAUUGAGCCCUGCUUUUCUCCUGAUGCUCAGUUUGUGUUCCUUGGCUCGACGGAUCAGCGACUGCAUUUGUACAAUAUUAACACAAAGGCAAGGAUUGGAAUUUUGAAAUCCGACCACACUGGGCCCAUUUUAUAUACAAAAUUUAACCCGCGCUACUCGAUGAUCGCAACGACAUGUUCCCUGAGCUGUUUUUGGAUAUCCACGGUUUCUGUAGCUUCCACACGAAAUUGAACAUCGGUGCUUGGUUCCAGUUCCUGUUUUUAUUUUUGUUCAAAAUGGUUUCAGGCUGCUCUUUUCAGUAUUUGCUCUGAAUCAUCAACGGCGUUACCUUUUUGUGAAAGAACAUUUUGUUUUCAGACAUUGUCUAACUUGAGCACUCUUGCUUUUGCCGACAGACCCAGCUACAAUUAUACCGGUUUCACGGUUAAGUUUUGUAGUUGAAUAUUUUUAUAAUUGAAGAAUGUUGUGCUGAAUGCUACAGUCAGACUGGCGAUUCUGUAGCCGCUUCCACUUCAGAAGUUUCUUCAGGACAGGAAAACCACCACGAGGCGGUCGGCUUGGGAUAUCCAUCUUCCACGGCGAAUUUUGCGUCAUUGAAUUUAUAAUAGUUCUUCCCGGCGAAGAAAUAUGUUCGACCAUCACGCCACAUAACCGCAGCAUCGAUGUGGCCGGGUAGCUUCUUCCACUCGGAUAGAUUUUUCGGAUAGCCGUCUGCCACUCUUCUUUCCGUUCCCGCUUCGAAUCGAUAAUACUGGCCGCCUGAUAACCAACGAUGGAAAUAAAUUAUUGAUAAACUGAGCAGUAAAUAUUUCGGGAAUCGAUAACACUGACGCUAAUA
Molecule: messenger RNA, 1842 nt
Organism: Paramacrobiotus metropolitanus
Lineage: Eukaryota; Metazoa; Tardigrada; Eutardigrada; Parachela; Macrobiotidae
Product: WD repeat-containing protein 82-like
Exons: 6
Coding region: 249-1235 (328 amino acids)
Cellular component (GO): Set1C/COMPASS complex
Molecular function (GO): protein binding; chromatin binding
Source: RefSeq, a predicted model, not a curated record